UGACAGGCAACGUUUCAAUGGUAACAGGCGCGAGCGGCUUCAUCGCCAGCCACGUUGUUCAACAACUUCUUGAAAAUGGCGACCAGGUCCACGCAACCGUUCGCAGUACUAAGAAUAAAAAGAAAAUCGGACACCUCCUCGACAUGCAAGAGCGAUGGCCAGGCAAGCUGCAUUUAUUCGAAGCAGAUUUGCUUGUCGCUGGCUCAUUUGAAGCCCCAAUGAAAGGCUGUUCGGUGGUGUAUCAUAUCGCUUCGCCGUUUUUCAUCGAGAACAAGAUUCGCGACGGCCAGAAAGAGGUUGUUGAGCCGGCUCUGAAAGGAACGCAGCAUGUGCUUGAUGCAGUCGACAAAUGCGAGUCCGUCAAUCUGGUGGUCUUGACCUCGUCUGUCGCGGCCAUCUUCGGUGAUAAUGCCGAUGUGCUAGGAAUGAAGAAUAAGACGCUCUCCGCGGACUAUUUUAACACGACGAGCUCGGUCACCCACAACUCCUAUUCCUAUUCAAAAGUGGUCGCUGAAAAAGAGGCCUGGAAAUUGUACGAAGCCCAGCCAACGCCCCGGCGCUGGAAGCUAGUCACCAUAAACCCGGGGCUGGUCCUGGGACCAUCCUUAUCCCCCACCUCCGAGUCCGGCAGUGCUGGCUUUACUGGAUCAGCUCUUACGCGGACAGCUCUUUCUGGGUGUGCCUGAUUUGUGGUUCGCAAUUGCGGAUGUACGAGACGUCGCAACUGCGCAUAUUCGAGCGGCCCGGAAUCCAAAUUCUCAUGGCCGCUAUAUUCUGGCCGACAAGACAACACAUGGUUUUGUUGAGCUCGCUCGCAUCAUUCGGUCAUUUACACAGUCUUUUACGAUCCCGAAGAAUACAAUCCCGAAUGCCUUAGUACGCAUGUCUGGGCCAGUACUUGGAUUCAGCCAGAAGUGGCUGCGACUCAACCUUGGGAUUUCCUUCAACAUUGAUAAUCGUCCCAGUGUGAAUGAUUUGGAUAUUGUGUAUAGACCACUAGAGGAGACAUUGUUGGAUCAUUAUCGGUCCUGGAAAAGUGCCCAGACAGCGUCGCUUUAA
Molecule: messenger RNA, 1059 nt
Organism: Aspergillus niger
Lineage: Eukaryota; Fungi; Ascomycota; Eurotiomycetes; Eurotiales; Aspergillaceae
Exons: 1
Molecular function (GO): oxidoreductase activity, acting on the CH-OH group of donors, NAD or NADP as acceptor
Source: RefSeq, a predicted model, not a curated record